This is a messenger RNA of Hipposideros armiger (great roundleaf bat), 4463 nucleotides long. RefSeq names its product solute carrier family 6 member 20 (gene SLC6A20). Bases 124 to 1902 code for a protein of 592 amino acids. Gene Ontology annotation, cellular component: apical plasma membrane; plasma membrane. Lineage: Eukaryota; Metazoa; Chordata; Mammalia; Chiroptera; Hipposideridae. Gene Ontology annotation, biological process: L-proline import across plasma membrane; sodium ion transmembrane transport; glycine transport. The record is from RefSeq and is a predicted model, not a curated record. The transcript is spliced from 11 exons. Gene Ontology annotation, molecular function: L-proline transmembrane transporter activity; proline:sodium symporter activity.
GCGGCGGAGGCGCGGGGCCACCCCCAGGCCGAGCCGGGGCGGGACGGCGCGCGCCUGGCGGCGGGGCACCCACACAGCGCAGCCGGCGCCCCCGCGGGACGCGAGCGCGCGAGCUCCGGGGCCAUGGAGAAAGCGCGGCCGCUGUGGGCCAACCCGCUGCAGUUCGUGUUCGCCUGCAUCUCGUACGCCGUGGGCCUGGGCAACGUGUGGCGCUUCCCCUACCUGUGCCAGAUGUACGGUGGAGGGAGCUUCCUGGUGCCCUAUGUCGUCAUGCUCAUCGUGGAGGGAAUGCCGCUCCUAUACCUGGAACUGGCGGUCGGGCAGCGCAUGCGCCAGGGCAGCAUCGGUGCCUGGAGGACCAUCAGCCCCUACCUCAGCGGCGUCGGUGUCGCCAGCGUGAUCGUCUCCUUCUUCCUGUCCAUGUAUUACAACGUCAUCAACGCCUGGGCCUUCUGGUACCUCUUCCACUCCUUCCAGGACCCCCUGCCGUGGUCUGUCUGCCCGCUGAACGACAACCACACAGCCUAUGACGAGGAGUGUGAGAAGGCUUCGCCGACACAGCACUUCUGGUACAGGAAAACCCUCAACAUCUCGCCAUCCAUCCAGGACAGCGGGGGCGUGCAGUGGGAGCCAGCACUGUGCCUUAUCCUGGCCUGGCUCGUGGUAUACCUGUGCAUCCUGCGGGGCACUGAGUCAACUGGCAAGGUGGUGUAUUUCACUGCGUCGCUGCCCUACUGUGUGCUCAUCAUCUACCUGGUCAGGGGCCUCACGCUCCAUGGAGCCACCAAUGGCCUGGCGUAUAUGUUCACUCCUAAGCUGGAGCAGCUGGCCAACCCCAAGGCCUGGAUCAACGCAGCCACCCAGAUCUUCUUCUCGCUCGGCCUGGGCUUUGGCAGCCUGAUUGCCUUCGCCAGCUACAACGAGCCCUCCAGCAACUGCCAGAGGCACGCAAUCAUCGUGUCCCUCAUCAACAGCUCCACCUCCAUAUUCGCCAGCAUCGUGACCUUCUCCAUCUACGGCUUCAAGGCCACCUUCAACUACGAAAGCUGCUUGAACAAGGUGAUUCUGCUGCUCACCAAUUCUUUUGACCUUGAAGACGGCUUUUUGACAGCCAGCAACCUGGAACAGGUGAAGGGCUACCUAGCAUCUGCCUACCCCAGCCAAUACAGCGAGGUGCUCCCGCAGAUUAAAAACUGCAGCUUGGAGUCAGAGCUGGACACGGCUGUCCAGGGCACUGGCCUGGCUUUCAUCGUCUACACUGAAGCCAUUAAGAACAUGGAGGUGUCCCAGCUGUGGUCGGUGCUGUACUUCUUCAUGCUGCUGAUGCUGGGCAUCGGGAGUAUGCUGGGCAACACGGCCGCCAUCCUCACCCCGCUGACCGACAGCAAGGUCAUUUCCAGCCACCUGCCCAAGGAGGCCAUCUCAGGUCUGGUGUGCCUCAUCAACCUUGCCAUCGGCAUGGUGUUCACCAUGGAGGCCGGCAGCUACUGGUUCGACAUAUUCAACGACUACGCUGCCACGCUGUCCCUGCUGCUCAUCGUCCUGGUGGAGACGGUGGCCGUGUGCUACGUGUACGGGCUGAGGAGAUUUGAAAGUGACCUUCAGGCCAUGACUGGGCGCACUCUGAACUGGUACUGGAAGGUCAUGUGGGCCGGCGUGAGUCCCCUGCUCAUCAUCAGCCUCUUGAUCUUCUACCUGAGCGACUACAUCCUCACGGGGACCCUGCAGUACCAAGCCUGGGACGCCUCCCAGGGCAAGCUUGUGACCAAGGAUUACCCCGCGUACGCGCUGGCCGUCAUUGGGCUGCUUGUGGCCUCCUCCACCAUGUGCAUUCCCCUGGUGGCCCUGGGGACUUUCGUCACGCGCCGCCUCAAGAGGGGAGACACAGCCCCCGUGGCCUGAGAACUGGGCUUCCCAGAGGCGGCCGUCAGCUGCUCACUGUUUCACAGCUACUAUUUACAGGUGGGAUCUCCUCGGCUGCUUUUUACAGUAGUUACUCCAGAAGUCCUCAAACCAUCCUCUUCGUGAGUCUAUAAAGAAGAAUUAGGAAGGGGUAGAGGAAGAAGACCCCCUCGGGAGAGCCCACGCCCCGCUCACCAAGCGGCCCCUUUUCCCCUCGCUCUCCCCCAAGGUCACCAGCACUCAUAUGCUGGCUCCUUGUCACCAAUGAGGCAGGUUUUUCAAGGCCCGUCUUGGAAGACGAUUGCUUCCUUGAUUCUAGGAACGUCCUGGACUUAGGGCACACUGUGAGCUGAAAUUUGACUAUCAUUCUUAUGGAAAAAAAAUGUAAGCAUUUCUUUUUCUAAAAAGAUUUCAAAAUAUUGGAGGGCAGCCAUUCUCAGAGCAGCUUGAAAAGGAGUUUUUAAAGUGCCUGAGAUGACAAAUCUGGAUGUCACUGGUGCAGAAUUAGUUCUCGUUUUUUAGUCACAGUGAAUAUUCAACGGCUGUGUUCUCCUCUGAUAGGGUUGACUGGCCCUAGAGAAAGGAGGCCUUUGUUUGGGACCCACGCAGGGGUCACUUUUCUCUCAUCUAAGGCCACUCACAGCAGAUCCAAAGCCAGUCUUCUCUAUAAAAAUGGCCCCAACUACCGUUUGCAACCCCAAAUCACCGCUGGCGUGGUUCCGUGAGGAAUAGGUGUAGACAGCCCCUGCCCCUCAUGUCUCCGUAUAUUGGAAACGGUGCCAGAUAACUGUGAGGAUGAAAGUGCGUCCAGCCUUCCCGCAGACUUCACGUUACAUUUGGGCAUGACGGCCAACUCUUUGUAGGAAAGACUAAGAAUACUACUUACAAUCAAUUUUAAAUUAUUCUCUGUACAUAAGUUUUCUAAAAUGUAUAUAACUCAAACAGAGCAUCUUGUAACUGAAGACACACGGUAUUUAUGAUACAGCUUUCAUCCACCAUGCGAAUGUCUCCUGUCUUUUUUUUACUGCAGUUAAGUAGGUCAAGGUUAGCCCUGAAGUGUUUCUGCUCUAACAUCCUGUGCUUCCCUGAGACCAUGGAAUUCAGGAACUGGUCCUUGGGGUAGAUUUGCACAGACAUCUUUGAAGACACUUUGCUCAGCUGGAGAUGUCUUUGUAUUGUAACUUCUUUUCGUGCUACCAGCUUUCCUACAGCGUCAGGAGGGCCUUCUGCUGUCUUGAACUGCCAUCUUAUCAAUACUUGCACUUCACCAAUGGCCAGUUAUAAAAAGGUCAUUUGCCUUUAAAAUGGAUGAACCAGCAUGUAUCUACCCCAAAUAGUUAGUCCUCUGAUUUCUCAUCAGAAGUUUCCUGAGGGCUGAAAAACUUCAGAUAUCAAGGCUUGAAGAUAUCAAGGCACUCAAUGGCAAGUGCAUGGUACAGAGUCUGUUCCUGAACCCUUAGAGAUCAGCUACCCCCAGCCCCCUCCCCCGUCAUGGUCACUGUCUUACAACAUGGGCCACCCCUCCUGGGGUCAGUCAGCAUCAGGGCAUUUCUGCCCCAAAUGCCAGGUGUCUCCAGCAGCGUAGAGACAGAUGUCCUAGCUCAUUACUUCUGUCACACUCUAUUUCCAUGGUCUGCACAGCCCAUUCGAACCACCUGGAAGAAUUUAAAACCUGAUGCCCAGGCCAUGCCCCAGAACCAGCCAAAUCUGAAAACCAGAGCCCCAUUUACAAAAGAAGGAAAAUGUAUCAUACAUUUAGGAAUAUUUACAUCAAUAUGACCUUUUAAAAGUUUGAAAGCAUUUUUGAGCAUUUCCAAUCAUAUGGAAAAGUCACUUCCACAGAAUAAUUUUUGGUCACAGAGGUCAGAGAGCUGAAAUCCCACUAUUUGCAGCAAAAUGUGCUCCAGGUGAAGCUGUCUCAAGUUUCCAGUCAGUGUUCCUCUGGUUUCGGUGGAUUGCAUCAAGAGCGGAAUGUUCUCAAUAAUUCUCUUGAGCCAGUGAUAAGUCCUGUCUCAAAAAAUCCUUUGUUGACUAUUUUCUAGGUACUUCACAAAAUGGGUCACCUUGUUAUUUGUCCACUCCAUCUCCCGUAAGCUGGAGAGAAAAAGGGACUUUCCAUCCCUGUACACUUAACAGUAACCAUGACGACAAGGCCAAAUCACCAACUCCAGACAGCUUUCUAUUUAUACUGGACAUGUAAGGACCCUUGACUUAGCGCUAAGAAAUCAGGUGGGGAAAUAUUUGGUUUUUAAGCAAUUAUCAUCAAUAAAACCCUAAACAAGUAUAUCUACAGGGGUUUUUUUGUUGUUGUCAUUUACUGGUUACUUUUUAAAACCUUUCUCUGAACACAAAAUUUCCCUUUCUGAUGCAAACACACAAGCUAAUUUUGAAAAAUGGAAAGUAGGGAGCAAUCGGUUAGCUCAGUUGGUUAGAGUGUGGUGCUGAUAACACCAAGGUUGCCAGUUGGACCCCCGCAUGGGCCACUGAGCUGCGCCCUCCCUAAAAGAGUCAACUAUGCGAUUGUGGCAUGAAAGCGACGCGUAACCAUGUGGAGGGGCUCU